Messenger RNA from Micromonas pusilla CCMP1545, 3123 nucleotides. RefSeq lists its product as uncharacterized. Lineage: Eukaryota; Viridiplantae; Chlorophyta; Mamiellophyceae; Mamiellales; Mamiellaceae. The coding region runs from base 1 to 3123 and encodes 1040 amino acids. The transcript has 3 exons. The record is from RefSeq and is a predicted model, not a curated record.
AUGGAGGCGGAUCGACACGGGUGCGAGCUCGACAUGGGCAAGGCGCCGACGCCCCCGAAAGCGACGCCUACGAACUCACGAGGACAGGUUGCUUUUUGGCCGGUGGAGGAACUCGAUACCUUCGAAGGAGAAGCGCUCCCGAACGGAAGUCCGCUGGUGCUGCCCCCGAACGCGAUGGAGUUUGGCAAGGAUUACACGUUCACGCUGAACUCGCGGAAGUCGCUUCGGGAGAGUUUGCCUGACAUGGGGAUACUCACCACGGGACCGGGGUGCCCUUUCGCGAACAUCGAGCCGAUGAAUUCGCGCGUCAACGCGCAGUAUUUGUUCCGGAUUUACGGAUCCGGCUCGAGCAAUCGUGGACGCGUGCAAUUCCGGUGGACGAUGGCGGACACUCUGCCCAUCUCCGCUUCCGCGGAGUGGUCGAAGGAAAUCUCCACGGACUGGCUCGACAAGUCGUAUUUCUCCCUCGCGAAGAACACGUUGGUUCCCGGACGCGAGUACGUCCUCACGUUGUACGUCCGCCUCGUGAACGACAAAAACGGAUGCCAAGGCAAAGCUCAGAGGCUCAUCACCGUGAACGCUCCGCCGCGCGCGCUCGACGGCGUCUCGUUCGAGCCACCCGAGGGCGGCGUCGAGUUCCAGACGAAGUUCACCGUCGACUGCGGGCAGUGGAUCGACACGGACGAGAGCCUGGACUACAGACUCGGGUUCUGGUACAACUUUGACGCGUACAACGCGCGAUGGGCGUGGCUGAGCGACUUGCAGUACGGAGACGCCCUCUUCGAGGAUGUCCUGUUGCCUCACAGCGGCGAGAAGGGAGGCGGUACGAAAAUACGUUGCGUCGCGUUUGACGACGACGGCGCGUUCGGGUACUCGGAGACGAUCGUCCCGGUCGCGGCCGCGGCGGACGUCCACGCGGUGAUCGAUAAGGUAUUCGUCCAAGGCGACCAUCGCGAGUACGUUCGCGUCUUCCCCGCGGCGCUUCGACGGCUGCAGCAGGUGGACAAGGAAAAGUACGCAAAGUUAGGCCUCUCUUUGUCCUCCUCUGGUGGCGGCGUCUCUUCAUCGAUAACGCGAAGAAAGCUCCUCUCGGAGAGUGAUUUCGGCGCGGAGCUCAAGAAAGCGACCGACGCCAUCGUCCGCAUCACGAGCGAGACGUCGAACCCGUCCGUCGAGGUGCGAGACGCCGCGCUCGAUCUGUUUGAGACGUACGUCGCCACGAAGCGCAUGAUCGACCCGAACGACGAGCAUCCCGAGGCGUUGCCGAUGUCGAACAUCACCGCGAUCAUGGCGCGCAUCGCGCACGACUGGCCGGACGACGAGCGCGCGGUCGCGACGAUGCCCGGAGGCGACGACAUCGGCGCGUGGUCCAGACUCACGAACGCGUACGGCGUCGCCGCGAGAUUCCGCGGCUAUGAAAAGUCCGGCGCGGCGUCGGCGAGGAUUUUGCGCGGCGCCGCCGCCGCGGCUGCCGCGCGCGAGGAGACGUGCAACGCACCCGUCACCGUUCGCGCAAUCGAAACAGACGCCGAACCGCGCGCGCGGCUGUACACGCGCGCGACGUACUCGGGAACCCCCGCGGGGUUUCACGCCGCGAUGAACGACGCGGCGAACCCGUGGCCAGCGGAGGUUCCGAAAUUCAGCGUCGUCGGCGCGAUUCACGCGAGCGGAGAGACGCACGAGACGGUGACGAAGAUCAAGUCCGAUCGAUGCGCGACGUUUAGCGCGGGCGCGAUACCGUCGACCGCGUUUUCGUCGUGCGCCGACGACUCGGACCGCGACUCGGACUCGUGCGGGCUGCCGAUCAUCGCGAGCGACGUCGUCGCGUCGUUCGCCGUCGUGGACGAGUUCUACGGGCAAAUCGACGCGCUCGACAGCCUCCGCGUCCGCGUGACGCUCACGUCGCGUCUCGGCGCGGUGACGCGCGACGGCGCGACGCACGCGAGUAAAGUCCCGGCGACGCACGCGAAGCGUCUCUACUGCGCGACGCUCAAUACCGUCUCCGCGGAUGGCGCCGGGUCGCUCGCGGAGAAGGACGUCGCGUGGAGGACACGCGACGACGCCGGCUGCGAGAUCACGUCUCUCGGCGGCGACGCGUACGCGUGCGAAUGCUCGAAGCUCGGCGCGGUGACGCUCGCGGUCGCGGGGCCGUGGAACGCGGAGGAGUGGGGGGAAACGACGAAAGAGACGACGAAGGAGACGACGACGACGACGGCGACGACGGCGAAGAGCGAGGGUGAAAACGUGCGAGGGUCGACGCCCGCGCCCGCGGCGCCCGAGGCGCCUUCAUCACCGGUCUCAUCGGCUUCUACUGCGGUGUCAUCGGAGCAUCCUGUGUCACCGGGUCCGGUUUCUCCUCUUCCCGUGCCUUCGACUCCGGCGGACGCGGUGACGUCGACGACCGUCACGGCGACGUACGCGAUCACGGGCAUGUCCGCGGCGAAGGCGGAGGCGCAACUGAAUUUCGUCGAAAACGUCGUGAAGUCGCGCCUGAGCCGCGGGAUCAAAUUCCAUUCGCUCGCGCCGUCGCGCGUCUCCGCGGAGAAGAGCGCGGACGGCACGUCCGCGACGCUCGUGCUGAGAUUCACCGGGUUCGUCGGGAAGGACCCGAGAGGCGUGAAGAGGUUUUCGCAGAUGGCCGCGGGACCGCGUACGAUGCGGGCGGUGAACGUGAUCAUGAAAAAGCGCGGGACGCUCGUCGUCUCCGCGAAUUACAAAACCGAUUCCGUCAUCUCCUGGAGCGACGGGCACGUGAAGGCGCUCAGAGGACGCAUCGGGGGGUUGAUUAAAAAGGCGAAAUCGGCCGCCGCGGCCGGCAACCAAGCCGCGCGAGCCAAUUUCGCCCGCGGGAUCGCGUACUUCAAGCGUCUGCUCAACGGACCGCCGACGGCGACGACCGCGUCGCUCGGCGGUCGCCUCGCGGCGCCCGAGCACGACGCCGCGACGCUUCCGGCGGUAGUCGCGGCGGUAGUCGCGACCGUCGUCGCCGCGGCUGCGCUCUUCGUAGUGACGCGUACGAGGCGCGGGCACGCGGGCGGAAGACGCGGCGGCGGCGGCGCGGAUGAAAAAACCGCGUUUGUCGCCGCGGCGAACGACUACGGCGCGUCCGGGUCGUGGGCGUGA